CGCGCGGCGGCGGCUGCUGAGCUCGGCAAGGGCGGCCGGUCGGGGCUUCCUGGCCAGGUGGGUACUGGCGAGGAGUGGGACUGUGCCGAGCCGAGCCGAGCCGAGCCGAACCGAACCGAGCCGAGCCGAGUGGCCUGCGCUCCCGGCAUGGUUCAGCAGGAGGCUGCCGGAGCGAUGGGGCAGGCGGCGGUGUGUGGCCCCGUUGCUGCCACGGCCGAGGUGCAGCUGUCUCGGCGUCGCUGGGCCGUGGUGCUGCUCUUCAGCAGCUACUCCCUGUGCAACGCCUUCCAGUGGAUCCAGUACGGCAGCAUCAGCAACAUCUUCGUGCGCUUCUACGGCGUGAGCGCAUUCGCCAUCGACUGGCUCUCCAUGAGCUACAUGCUCACCUAUAUCCCUCUGCUCUUCCCCGUCUCUUGGCUGCUGGACAAGAGGGGCCUGCGCCUCAUCGCCCUGGCCGGCUCGGCCCUCAACGCCCUGGGCGCCUGGGUGAAGCUGGGCAGCCUGAAGCAGCACCUCUUCCCUGUCACCGUCCUAGGGCAGGUCAUCUGCUCCCUGGCCCAGGUCUUCAUCCUGGGCAUGCCCUCGCGCAUCGCUUCUGUCUGGUUCGGCUCCCAUGAGGUCUCCACCGCCUGCUCCUUCGCUGUCUUUGGGAACCAGCUUGGCAUCGCUGUGGGCUUUCUGGUCCCUCCAGUUCUGGUUCCCAAUGUGGAGGAUGUGGAGAAGCUGGCCUACCACAUCAGCAUCAUGUUCUUCAUGACUGCAGGUGUGGCAACAGCACUAUUCAUCCUGGUCAUCAUAGUCUUCAAGGAGAAGCCUCCAUACCCUCCAAGCCGAGCUCAGGCCUUGAUCCAGUCUAGAGCACCAGAGGAGUAUUCUUACAUGCAAUCAAUCCUCCGUCUACUCCACAAUGCCAACUUUUUGCUGCUUAUGGUCACUUAUGGUCUGAAUACAGGUUGCUUCUAUGCCCUGUCCACUCUGCUGAACCGCAUGGUGAUCCAUCACUACCCAGGGGAGGAGGUGAAUGCUGGCAGGAUUGGACUCACCAUUAUACUGUCGGGGAUGGUUGGGGCUCUGAUCUCUGGCAUCUGGUUGGACAAGACCAAAACCUACAAACAGACAACGCUGGUUGUUUAUAUCAUGUCUCUGAUGGGAAUGAUAGCCUACACUUUUACUCUGAGCCUAGGCCACCUCUGGGUUGUCUUUCUGACUGCAGGCAUGCUGGGGUUUUUCAUGACAGGAUACCUUCCCCUGGGCUUUGAGUUUGCUGCAGAGUUGACAUACCCAGAAUCAGAAGGGACAUCAUCAGGGCUCCUUAAUGUCUCGGCACAGAUUUUUGGUAUUGCCUUCACCAUCAGCCAAGGGCAAAUCAUGGAUCGCUUUGGGACAAAGGCAGGAAACCUCUUUCUUUGUUCCUUCCUGUUCCUGGGAACCAUUAUGACAGCAUUCAUUAAGGCUGAUCUCCGAAGACAGCAGGCCAAUUUGGAUAAUGAACAGACAAGACUCCAAGGCAUCAAUCAGAUCACGGAUUACGGGACUCUAUCUUGUAACCCUAACCCCAUCAAUUCCCAUUCCUGCUCACUAGCUCAUACACAAAGAAAGUGAUGCCAGAAACCUGCACUGAUCCCAUAAUCCUUGAGGAAUCAAAGCUAUGAAAUGUGAGGGCUGGCAGAGCUAGGAGAUGCAGCCCCCUUUAUUCCCAGCUUUGUUACCUGCACGAUCCUCCUGUUAUGAGCAGGGGUCAGCCUCAGGACAGGAGCUCAGUGAACUGCUUGUGGACGGAGUGAGUGAAAGAGCAAAACAGAAGGCAGUCGCUCUCUUCAGUUAUACCUCUGAAUCUUGCUGUUUCUGAGACCCUGCUGCCUGGGAGGAAAAGUUGGGAAAACCCACUGCUUCCACCCCAUUCCACCAUGUACUCUUGGAAAAGAAAAAGCACAUAUGCUGAGAAAAACCAUCAUCAUAGUUCCAGAAUAGACCUGAGCAUUUGAAGGUGUCUCCUUAAAGACGAGCUGUGACAUCAAAUGCAGAAGCUGGACCAUGCUUACUCUGUGAGCAGCCCUGGUGAAACUUUCAAAGUGGCUCUCAGGGAUUUCUCUGCCUCAGUGCCCAUGAUGCUCUGUGUUGCAUGAAUGACGGCAGAGGCCUCAGCACAUCACAAAGCACUGCCAGCUCUGUUUUUAUUACAUGGCUUUCCCAGAUGAAGCACACAACCUCUGCUCAAAAUUCACAGCAGUUGCCCUGAUAUUCCUACAUAUUACGAGUAAUUGAUACCAAUAUGCCUCCUCCUACCUGGAGGCAAGAACUAGUUCUGCAGCUUUGGUUGAAACUCCAGCCUAUGCCCAGCUUAUGACUACACCAGCAUCAUGAUUGAGUCAAACAACGAGCUCCCUGGGCUGAGGACUGUGUCUUCCUCUUAAGUGAUAAAGUGCCUUUUGUAUAUUUCAACCCUACAUAACUUUUGUGAAGUGUUAUAUUCUGAUAACCUGCCAAGGCUGUAUUGCUCUUCACAGCCACAAAGAGGGUCUUGAGUAUGAUGGGAAUUUCAGAUUUGCUCCAGUGUGGAAGCUUCCCACUUUAUAAUAGAAAACAGAAGCCCUCUUACCAGGACUUGUAUCUCAUAGACACUGCUCCUCUGUAUGCUGCUCUUUCUCUUCUAAACUUUAUAUCCCUUCUCCUUCCUUUCCAGCACCUCUCCACUGGUGGAGACAUCCAAGUGUCUUUGUACUCCUUAAAUCAUGCAUUUAUGCAGCUAUCUCUAGAGGAGGUGGAAGGGUGGAGAUACAGGACAAAAAACAUGACCAGGGAAAGGAUACAAAUAGUCCUGACAUACCAUUUUGACAAGACAUUUUUGGGGUGAAAUUAAUCUU
Molecule: messenger RNA, 2864 nt
Organism: Calypte anna (Anna's hummingbird)
Lineage: Eukaryota; Metazoa; Chordata; Aves; Apodiformes; Trochilidae
Gene: FLVCR2
Product: feline leukemia virus subgroup C cellular receptor family member 2
Exons: 11
Coding region: 148-1602 (484 amino acids)
Biological process (GO): transmembrane transport; heme export
Cellular component (GO): membrane
Molecular function (GO): heme binding; heme transmembrane transporter activity
Source: RefSeq, a predicted model, not a curated record